Messenger RNA from Lycium ferocissimum, 1207 nucleotides. RefSeq names its product floral homeotic protein APETALA 2-like. Lineage: Eukaryota; Viridiplantae; Streptophyta; Magnoliopsida; Solanales; Solanaceae. The transcript has 6 exons. Gene Ontology annotation, biological process: regulation of DNA-templated transcription. The record is from RefSeq and is a predicted model, not a curated record. Bases 17 to 886 code for a protein of 289 amino acids. Gene Ontology annotation, molecular function: DNA binding; DNA-binding transcription factor activity.
UUUUUGAUUUGUUGGUAUGACGCAGAUGAAGAAUCUGACCAAGGAAGAAUUUGUGCAUGUACUUCGGAGACAAAGUACUGGUUAUCCGAGGGGAAGUUCCAAGUAUAGAGGGGUGACCUUGCACAAAUGUGGUAGAUGGGAAGCUAGAAUGGGCCAGUUAUUGGGAAAAAAGUACGUUUAUUUGGGACUCUUUGAUACUGAAAAUGAGGCUGCCAGGGCUUAUGAUAAAGCUGCCAUCAAGUGUAACGGAAAGGAUGCAGUCACUAACUUCGAUCAAAGCAUUUAUGAAAAUGAACUUAAUUCAACUGAAUCUACUAAUAAGGCAACAGAUCACAGCCUUGACUUAAGCUUGGGUAGCUCCAGCUCAAAGCAAAGCAGCCGAGAAAUGGAGGAUACUAAUAAGGAUCAAAAUUCUUCUUCUUUGCAAUUUGAUGUUGAUUGGCGGCACCAAGGGUCCAGGCCCAAGCAGCAACCUAGUCCAAUUGAUAUCGAUGCCCGAAGAAGAAAUGGGUACAAUGAGACGGAAACAUUGCAACUCUUGAGCCAAACACACCUACAUUCUCCAGGCUCCUUGAAACCAAACAACAAUGAAAUGCAAAGGUUUGGCCAAUAUACGAGAGCUGGUGAACCCCAAAUGAUCCCAAUGUUUCCUCCACAGUUUACCUCGUCAAAUUACCAAGUUCAGUUUCCAAGCAGCAGCAAUAGAAGAGAGCUUUCAUUUUCUUCAAGUGAUACUCAACAAAGGCAAACCAAUAAUAAUGUUGCUCCUCCUCAGCUAUUUGCAACUGCUGCAGCAUCAUCAGGAUUCCCUCAGCGGAUGUUAAGACUUCAAAAUUGGUCUCACAAAAAUGGCUUUCAAUAUUCUCUCAUGAGACCCUCUAAUUAAUACUCUACAUAUACAGUAUUAAUUAAUACAUAUUAUAGUAUAUUCACAAGGGUUCUUGAUGGGAACCAGAGUUUAAAAAAAAAAAAAUAAAGAGGUUGGAAAGUUUUGGUAGAUUCCAACUCUUUGGAUAUAAUUGGUACAAAGCUAACUGAACGAAGAUGUUUUGAACUAGAUUUCUUUUGGAUACUUCUGACUAUAAGCUGCCAAUUUAUACCAUCAACAAGUACAGCUCUAAGUAAAUGUUUUUGUUGCCGUCUCUUGUGACUUAUGUUGUUAUUUACCUAUACAGAUUCUUAAUUUUAUUCGCUUAUUUUUGUCCUC